This is a messenger RNA of Entamoeba invadens IP1, 945 nucleotides long. RefSeq lists its product as hypothetical. The record is from RefSeq and is a predicted model, not a curated record. The transcript has 3 exons. The coding region runs from base 1 to 945 and encodes 314 amino acids. NCBI's taxonomy places the organism in Eukaryota, Evosea, Mastigamoebida, Endamoebidae.
AUGUCAAGCAAAACGAGUCACAAUUUAAUUAAAAAUGAUACAGUCGGCAGGUGUGAGUGGACGAAAAACGAACAACAAACUUUGGACGAGGAGCUCUUCAAGAUGCAACAGACAGGACAACAGUUUGAUGGGAUAACAUCGAUUCUGAAAAUAUCAGGUAGGUUUCCGACAAAAUCGAUUCAGCAAAUUACAUCGCGGAUUAAGUGGUGUCAGUUUCCCCCAAAUUCCCGCCCCGUUUGGGAUGAAUACUGUCAAAAUGAGGCCUUCUACCUCCAACGAGCAGAACAACAAACCCAACAACCGUGUUAUAGUCCGAGGACUAAAGACGUAUGUCUACCAUCAACUACUCGCAGUGAGGCUUCUGGCUACAGGAGGAGACGCUACUCUGUGCAAGAGGAGGGAGGAACCGAGUCACAGUUCCGACCAAACGAAUUCCAACAAACAACGUAUUCCCAACCACUACAAAACGUUAAAAGUUCAAUCAUGAUCGGAACGAACAACUCUAGAUCGCCAAGGGUGUACCGCCCACACAGUCCAGUCACAUUUUCGGUUAUGCAAAAUACAAUGGCUAACCAACAGUCAAAUUUACACAAGUUGGUCGAGGACAACGAAAUUAUAUUGACAGAGUUGGAAAGACAGGCAAACUCCCCAACAGCCACGGUGGACACUGCCGCGAUCUUGCGGUUUAUCGAAAACGCAAAUGCGAUGAUUGUUCAGUCGAAGAUUUUUGUUCAAAACACACUUCCAUUUUUUGCAAAAAAGUUGGAGAUACCGUCUGAACUGACAAGUAACAUCUUCCCAUUUAUUCAAUCCGACUCGGGAUUGCAGUUUAUAGCCGAAAGUAAAGCAAGUGGGGCAUCGGGGAGAGGAUUAAAAGCAAUGAGUUUGCCGGGUAGAGGUCCGUCCGCCAUGUCGACAUCGAAUGGGUCGUUCCAGGGAAUAUGA